AUGGAGGCUGAGGUUAAAGCACUUUGUGCGAAAGCCCGCGAGAUACUUGUAGAAGAGAGUAAUGUUCAACGAGUAGAUUCUCCAGUUACGGUGUGUGGAGAUAUUCAUGGACAGUUUUAUGACCUUAAAGAAUUAUUUAAAGUAGGUGGUGAUGUACCUGAAACUAAUUACCUAUUUAUGGGUGAUUUUGUUGAUAGAGGUUUUUAUUCAGUGGAAACAUUCUUAUUACUUCUAGCUUUAAAGGUUCGUUACCCAGAUCGCAUCACACUUAUUCGGGGCAACCAUGAGUCUCGUCAAAUCACACAAGUAUAUGGUUUCUACGAUGAAUGUUUAAGAAAAUAUGGUUCUAUAACAGUGUGGAGGUACUGCACAGAGAUUUUUGACUAUCUUUCGCUUUCUGCCAUCAUUGACGGUCGGAUAUUCUGUGUGCAUGGCGGCCUAAGUCCUUCUAUACAAACACUUGAUCAAAUUCGCACAAUUGAUCGUAAACAAGAGGUACCUCACGAUGGACCUAUGUGUGAUUUACUGUGGAGUGAUCCUGAGGAUACACAAGGUUGGGGUGUUUCGCCGCGAGGUGCAGGUUACCUUUUUGGUUCAGACGUAGUCGCUCAAUUCAAUGUAUCCAAUGAUAUUGACAUGAUAUGCCGCGCCCAUCAACUUGUCAUGGAAGGAUACAAGUGGCACUUCAAUGAGACUGUACUUACUGUGUGGUCUGCACCCAACUAUUGUUAUAGAUGUGGAAAUGUAGCAGCAAUUUUAGAACUUAAUGAGAAUCUUCAGCGUGAGUUCACCAUAUUUGAAGCAGCGCCGCAAGAAUCCAGAGGAGUACCUUCAAAAAAACCUCAAGCUGACUACUUUUUAUAA
Messenger RNA from Parnassius apollo (apollo), 864 nucleotides. Lineage: Eukaryota; Metazoa; Arthropoda; Insecta; Lepidoptera; Papilionidae. The record is from the annotation of a GenBank genome assembly.